AUGUUCAUUCUAAACUGGUUCUGGGACAUCCUCGCCCAGCUUGGUCUGUUGCACAAGAAUGCCAAAAUCCUCUUCCUUGGUCUCGAUAAUGCGGGAAAGACGACUCUCCUUCACAUGCUCAAGAAUGACCGGCUAGCGACUCUGCAGCCAACCCUUCACCCUACAUCUGAGGAGCUUGCCAUUGGCAAUGUGAAGUUCACAACAUACGAUUUGGGUGGUCACCAGCAGGCUCGCCGUCUCUGGCGUGACUAUUUUCCUGAGGUUGAUGGCAUUGUGUUCCUCGUUGAUAGCGCCGACUUCGAACGAUUCGCAGAGUCUAAGGCGGAACUAGACUCCCUCCUGUCCAUCGAAGAGCUGUCCAAAGUUCCCUUCCUAAUUCUCGGAAACAAGAUUGACGCCCCUGGUGCUGUAAGCGAGGAGGAGCUCCGACACCAUCUGGGCCUAUAUCAGACCACUGGCAAGGGUAAAGUCCCUCUGAACGACAUCCGUCCCAUUGAGAUCUUCAUGUGUUCAGUCGUGCAAAGGCAGGGUUACGGCGAGGGUUUCCGUUGGUUCUCGCAAUAUAUCUGA
Sparassis crispa is the source of this 570-nucleotide messenger RNA. Its product is annotated as Small COPII coat GTPase SAR1. The record is from RefSeq and is a predicted model, not a curated record. The transcript is spliced from 7 exons. Gene Ontology annotation, cellular component: COPII vesicle coat; endoplasmic reticulum exit site. NCBI's taxonomy places the organism in Eukaryota, Fungi, Basidiomycota, Agaricomycetes, Polyporales, Sparassidaceae. Gene Ontology annotation, biological process: membrane organization; endoplasmic reticulum to Golgi vesicle-mediated transport; vesicle organization. Gene Ontology annotation, molecular function: GTP binding; GTPase activity. Bases 1 to 570 code for a protein of 189 amino acids.